Xyrichtys novacula (pearly razorfish) is the source of this 3264-nucleotide messenger RNA. The record is from the annotation of a GenBank genome assembly. NCBI's taxonomy places the organism in Eukaryota, Metazoa, Chordata, Actinopteri, Labriformes, Labridae.
ACAUGCAUGCUGAAUGUACCAUACAGCAAGGUUACCCACCGUAGCCCCCCCUUUCACUUCGGAUUAAUCAGAAUGAGGCAUGAGAAACCCUCAGCAUAUAAAUGACAGACACCGAGAGCCACUGAUCUCCGGCGUCCUGAGGGGCCCCUGAGCUCGAGCAACAUUGAGCUGAUUAAUAUGUAAACAAAUCCAUUAAAGUCCACGCAUGUGCUCUUAAUUGCGGGACACUUCUGUUAAGUCUCGUCUCAUGCAGUGGCUACACACGCGUGAGGAGAAUGGGCGUGAGUUGUCCCUCGAAAGGGAGCCCAGAGACUCUUGCUGUUUGAGCACCAGCGAUCUGAGCGCUCAGUUUAGAGAGUGCGCGAGACGGAGAGCAGAUACCAGCGGAAUGGAGCGCACAGGUAGGUCGUGAUUUACCUCUUUUAUGAUAAGAAACGCCUGCAAAGUGAUUUUCUCACUACGAUUAUCAACUAUAAAGAAAGGGAAUAACACUGUAGUUGCAUUUCCCAUAGACGCUAUAAUUUGUAGUGCUUGAAGAGACACACUACAGUUGCAGAAAUUGUUGAUCAGUAACAGACGAACAGAAAUGGAUUCUGAUAUCAAAACGAUUUUUAGGUUUUUUUGUGUUGCAAACAGAGAAAGUCUUUGAUUUUACGCGUGUUGGUUCUUUUACGCACGGAGAUUAUAGUCCAGUUUAAUGGCUUAGAUGAUCAAGAUUCAUUUUUUUUUCAUCCUGUCUAAUAUUGAGUUAUCUUUUCCACUCCUAAAUAUCAGGUUUUACACCAACACUCGUCUAAGCGCUCUCCCCAAAUCAACUAAGACGCACAAGAGGGAGGGGAGUCACAGCCGGAGAGAGUCUGAGAGCGUCUGUGUGUCAGAGACUGUUUGAGAGAGUGAGAGAGCACCGCAGAUACAGGACGAGAGAGAGAGGGAGAGAGAGAGGGGGGAAGAGAGAAAGGACUAAGCCUGGACCAGGUGAUCGAGUACUAACAAACCUCCAAGGGGCUGCCGGGUUCUAUCAGUGUGCACGGGAUCAGCGAUCCAAACCAUGGUGCCCGCGCGCUGCCCGGGACCCUGCGCCAUGCUGGCGCUGUCCCUCCUCUUGGGAUGCGGCGUGGUGGUCUGCCUCGGCCAAAACGACACAGAGCCCAUCGUCCUAGAGGGGAAGUGUCUCGUGGUGUGCGACUCGAAUCCUUCUUCGGACGGAGCGGUCACCUCCUCGCUUGGCAUUUCGGUGCGCUCCGCUGGGGCAAAGGUGGCUUUCUCCGCCGUGCGUGGAACCAACCACGAGCCGUCAGAGAUGAGCAACACGUCCAUGACCAUCUACUUUGACCAGGUCAGAUCUCCACUGAGUUUAUCUCUGUAAAAGUGCAGAAAAAGUCGCAUAUUGAUCAGAUUUUGACUUAUUCAGUAGCUCUAUGGCUGUUUCCCCCCUUUUCUCUCCACAACAUAUUCCAUCUUUGGGCCGUAGGCAAAAAGAACUUGUUUGAGGUCAUGUUUCAUCGAUUUCCUAUCAUUGCUCGCACCCUAUGUGAGCUGAUGCCUGUCUAUAUCUCUUCUGGAACACACUGAUAUUUUCUUUCACCAUGGAAGGGCUUCGUAUAACGCUGUGCGUAAUUGGCGCGAUGCAUAGAUGCACUGCCAAAACCAAUAAUCGUCCAUGCGGGAUCAUCUAACAUAUGCGUCUCAGGCCUCGGCCGAACUGACAUGUGCAUUGUAUUGCUUUUGCUCGGAUGAUCUAAUAAGUUUUCACGGCUGAGGUCUUUGCACAGCGGCCUGUGAAACGCAUCAAAUUGGGAAGGAUCCCAAAGUGCGAGUGAAGUGCAGCCAAAAGAUUUGGCGUAACCGAGCCACAGGAUGAAUGAUACGCCUCUAUGUAGUCACUGUGUAUGGCAAAGACAAACAAUGCAUUACUACAGGAAUAGCUGUUAUUUCGAGUAGAAAAUAAUUGACUGAAAACUGAUUGUGCGCCUUUCUUGGUCACAGGUUUUAGUGAACAUCGGCAACCAUUUCGAUCUCAAAGCGAGUGUGUUCCAGGCUCCAAGGAGGGGGAUUUAUAGUUUCAGUUUUCAUGUUGUGAAGGUCUACAACAGACAAACUAUACAGGUAAGAAAAAUAGUGAAAAAGCUCCAGUUGGAAGACGAUUUUCCAGGGAUGAGACUGAACUCACAGGCUGUAUCUCCCCUCUCCUGCAGGUGAACCUGAUGCAGAACGAUUAUCCGGUUAUAUCAGCUUUCGCUGGCGACCAGGACGUUACGAGAGAGGCGGCCAGUAACGGAGUACUGCUGAUGGUGGAACGAGAGGACCGCGUCUAUCUGAAGCUGGAACGGGGUACCCUCAUGGGCGGAUGGAAAUACUCCACCUUCUCAGGCUUUCUAGUCUUUCCUCUAUAAUCUAAUCUGCGAUGAUCCACGUCGCACUCUUCGGACUCUUCUUCUAGGUCGAGGAACAAAAAAGAAAAACAACAACAGCAACAUGCCAUUUAUUUUUAACUUAAUUAAAACUGUCAGCCAAGGAAGCCGACGAAUAUCUGUAUACCUACACUCGUCCACUAUCUAGUCAAUUAUGAACGUUUCCUUGGAGUUCCAUAUAUUCAAAUCCAUCAGUCAACUUUACGCAAUCUGGAUGAUUCAACGUAUUGAUCGGCCAGUGGCGCGUGCUUGUCGGGUAUGUGGAUUUUUUCUUGCUUGGAAAACAAACUUUGCCAAUAGACAAAGGGGUGUAUCUUGGCAAAAAAAGGACACGGGAAAGAAAAAGAGAGGAGGAACUGAAGUCCCAGACAGGCCGACUGUGUUAUGCUCUAUUUUAUGUUUGUAUAGCCUUAAAGAAUUUAUGGUUUCCGUCCAAGUGAAGUAUAUGGAAUAAUGGACAACCAGAGAAGAAGUGCUCUCACGCCCAAGGCAUUUUUUUGCACGAGUGGAAGUUUUUACUUUAUGUUUUUUGUGCUGUCAAUGGUGUUGCGUUUGGAUGCUGAACAUAUUGAAAAUAAGCCAAAUGUAGGCCGAAGAUGAGUUUAUUAAAAAGAGAAAAAAGGCGACAUAUUUCAGCCACCGGAGACGACUUAGAGCCUUUUUAUUAAAAAGAUUAUUCUAUCAUUUAUAAAGUACAUAUUCACAUUAUUGUGUGUUCGACAUUUCGGAAUCUGCGUAGCUUUGACUGAUUUAAUGUUCAGUGACGUUGCUCACCAAAUGUACAUUGUGGAAAUAAUAGAAGAAUCCCUAUAUGUCCCGCUUAAUAAAAGAUAUUGUAUUGUAUAGGCUAAGA